ACGUAUUCAAUCAUAGAUUGAGAAUAGUAACUACACCUUGAAUACGUUCAAUCAUAGUAAAUUAAAAAUAGAUACUUGUUUAAUUUUUGAUCUGUGAAAUUAGUAUAUUUUGCACGAAAAUUUGUUAUCGUUUUGUGUUCGUUAUAUUUGUUCUUGUUUGUUUUAUAUGAAAACAAUUUUUUAAAAUGUCUGACCUAAAAGCUGACAUUGCCCUCAUUGGCUUGGCUGUCAUGGGUCAGAAUAUUAUCCUUAAUAUGAAUGACCAUAAUUUUGUGGUAUGUGCAUAUAACAGAACUGUUGCUAAGGUUGAACAAUUUCUUAAUAAUGAAGCAAAAGGAACCAAGAUCAUUGGUGCUAAUUCUCUAGAAGAUAUGGUUAAUAAGUUAAAGAAACCAAGAAAAAUUAUGUUAUUAGUUAAAGCGGGAUUUGCGGUUGAUGAGUUUGUGAAAAAUCUAAUACCUCUUUUGGACAAAGGAGAUAUCAUCAUUGACGGUGGAAAUUCACAGUAUUUAGACACACAGCGAUGGUGCAAAGAGUUAGCACCCACCGGUAUCUACUACAUUGGAAUGGGAGUUAGUGGCGGAGAAGAAGGCGCGCGUUACGGUCCGUCAUUGAUGCCUGGGGGUCAUCCUGCCGCGUGGCCACAUGUCAAGCCAAUAUUCCAGGCAAUAUGCGCAAAAGCUAAUGGCGAGCCAUGUUGCGACUGGGUCGGAGAAGACGGUGCUGGCCACUUCGUCAAAAUGGUACACAACGGUAUUGAAUAUGGAGACAUGCAGCUCAUCUGUGAAGCAUAUAAUUUAAUGAAAGAUGUCAUAGGUAUUGACCAGGACGAAAUGUCUCAGGUGUUUGAAGAGUGGAAUAAAGGCGAUUUGGACUCGUUUCUUAUCGAAAUUACCAGAGAUAUCCUAAAAUUUAAAGACACCGAUGGCAAAUACCUAUUGCCAAAGAUCCGUGACACGGCCGGUCAGAAGGGCACUGGAAAGUGGACAGGCAUUGCCGCGCUCGAGUACGGCGUGCCAGUCACGCUUAUUGGCGAGGCCGUUUUUGCCCGCUGCCUUUCGGCUCUCAAAGACGAGCGUGUAAAUGCAAGCAAAGUGUUGCCGGGUUCGUCGCUAAAGUUCACAGGCAAUAAAACAGAGUUCCUGGAUCACCUUCGCAAAGCUCUCUAUGCAAGCAAGCUGAUAUCCUACGCUCAAGGUUUUAUGUUACUGCGUGAAGCUGCAAAGGCGAAUAAGUGGAACCUCAAUUACGGCAGCAUUGCAUUGAUGUGGCGAGGCGGUUGUAUCAUUCGCAGCGUAUUCCUUGGCAACAUCAAGGACGCGUUCACAAAGAAUCCUCAGCUGACAAACUUAUUAUUGGACCCUUACUUCUGUGAGCGUAUCAGCGCAUCACAGAACUCGCUGCGGCAGGUGGUGGCACAAGCGGCGCUAGUCGGCGUGCCCACGCCUGCUUUCUCCUCGGCCCUCGCAUUUUACGAUGGCUACCGUUCAGAUGCGCUGCCCGCGAAUCUCUUACAGGCACAAAGAGAUUAUUUUGGCGCUCACACUUACGAGUUAGUGACUAAACCCGGCGAGUUCGUGCACACCAAUUGGACUGGCCACGGGGGCAAUGUGUCCGCCUCCACCUACAAUAACUAGCUAGUAAGCUAGUGCACACUAUACGAAAGUCAUUGAAAUAUUGUUCACUAUUUACUAUAUAAAAAUAUAAGAAAUAAACUCAUCUAGCGCGGACAUUGUUUAAUGCGUUCUAUAAAUAAUUUUAUUCAGGCCAACGAAAAAUAAUCACUUAAACUGCACACUUAAGCUGUUUAAAUAAUGUCUUCCAACUUGGUAUUAUUAUUAACUAUAAGAGUAAACCAUAUUUGGACAAAAAGCAGCCUGUUGCGAUUUUAAAAACAAAGUGACCUAUAUAUAUAGUUCUUAAGUAUCUUAAGUUUUUUAAUAAUAUUUUUUUGACUGUUUAAGACAAUCAUUCUUUCAAGUAUUUAAUCCUAUAAUUAAUUUUAUUUAAUUACUAUUAGUAUUUUACAUAUUGUUAAUAACUCUAAAUUUUUAUUAACAAGUCUACAGCUAUGAUUGUGAUUUGUGAAUGUAAUCAAUUAUUUGCUUUCUCAAUGAUUAUGGAAGAUCACAAUUUAUUCCAAUUUACAUUCCUGUUGUAAUGACGAUUGGUGUGUCAAAUAUAAAUCACCCGUUUUAGUGACAAAUGUUAAUGUAUGGAUCAACUUUAUUAUGUAUAAAAUUAUGGCGCAGCCACUGCUUGUCGCAUGUUGUGAAAAUGAUGGUGCUCUGCGGUAUAUUAAUAAAUAUAAGCAAUAAAUAUAUUUUAUAUAUAAA
Galleria mellonella (greater wax moth) is the source of this 2336-nucleotide messenger RNA. RefSeq names its product 6-phosphogluconate dehydrogenase, decarboxylating (gene Pgd). Bases 186 to 1637 code for a protein of 483 amino acids. The record is from RefSeq and is a predicted model, not a curated record. Gene Ontology annotation, biological process: pentose-phosphate shunt, oxidative branch; pentose-phosphate shunt. Gene Ontology annotation, molecular function: phosphogluconate dehydrogenase (decarboxylating) activity; NADP binding. Gene Ontology annotation, cellular component: cytosol. The transcript has 12 exons. NCBI's taxonomy places the organism in Eukaryota, Metazoa, Arthropoda, Insecta, Lepidoptera, Pyralidae.